AUGGCAUCAGCACUCCUACUCUCCUCUCUGCUUCUGCUCAGCUCAACGAGCGCCCAGUCAACAUCAAACGACACAUAUACCUACCUGGAUGUUACCUUCUCCGACCCAGGAGCUCGAGACUGCGGCCAAGGCACAACUGGUGAGGGCAAUGCCGUAACGUUAUCAGUCACUUCGCCUGGGGCACUGUUCACUUGCUUCAACGUCAAUGAAACGUUCUCUCAGCCCAACAUCACCUACAACACAAGAGGAUACUCGUGUCUAAGUGAUGAGCCGUGUGGUCUAAACUACACCAUCACCGGCGCAGAGCACUUCAACGCCGCCGUCAACUACUCCCAGAUCUGGUACCGACAAAACUCGUUUCCGGUAGUCCAGGACGACGAUGACGAUGAUGCCAACCCGGAAGACAGGGUCGGCAGGUUGCGCUUCCAGACGUACAACGGACUGGACUGUUUACAGGUCGGCGGAGAGGAUGACGAUGGCGAGGUUGAGGCGUGGUAUGCGUGGAACUGCAACAAUGCCAAUGGGACUUGUGGUACUGUUCCGUACGAUGUGAAGAGCUUCGCUAUUGUGCCGGUUGAGGAAGAUGACCAGGGCGAUGAUGACUGCUAUGUUGCAGCCGAGUAUGCGAAUGCUGGAGCGAGGUCGAGGGUGGGAGGAAGUCUGGUGGCUUUGUUGGUAGCCUUUGUUAUUGCGGCGACGUUCUUGUAA
Molecule: messenger RNA, 708 nt
Organism: Zasmidium cellare ATCC 36951
Lineage: Eukaryota; Fungi; Ascomycota; Dothideomycetes; Mycosphaerellales; Mycosphaerellaceae
Exons: 1
Coding region: 1-708 (235 amino acids)
Source: RefSeq, a predicted model, not a curated record